Sycon ciliatum is the source of this 1533-nucleotide messenger RNA. RefSeq lists its product as uncharacterized. The coding region runs from base 1 to 1533 and encodes 510 amino acids. Lineage: Eukaryota; Metazoa; Porifera; Calcarea; Leucosolenida; Sycettidae. The transcript has 3 exons. The record is from RefSeq and is a predicted model, not a curated record. Gene Ontology annotation, molecular function: nucleic acid binding; RNA-DNA hybrid ribonuclease activity.
AUGGCUUUCGGGUUAAGUGUUGCACCGAAGUUCAUGGACGUAAUAGUCAAGUGGUGCACGCGCGAUCACGAUGGUGUUGACAAUUACGUUGACGAUCUGUACGUCCCGAAACCGCAGACGAAGGCUGUUGCGGAUACCCUCGAGCGCUAUGGCCUGCGCACGAAGCCAGCUGAGCCCGCCAAUUCCGCCCGAGUACUUGGACUUCAGCUGUUUACGGGCCAAGAUUGUCAAACCCGUUGGAAGCGUCGAGACGGAGUGAGUCUCGAGUGUGGCAAGCUGACCAAGCGUGGUGUAUUCUCGUGGUGCGGCCGACUGGUAUCGCACUAUCCCGUGUGCUCGUGGCUACGACCUGCCUGCAGCUUUCUGAAGCGCCUAGCGUGUCGUGAUGGUGGUGGUUGGGAUGAUGACGUCCCCAAUGAUGUGGUAACCUGUUGUGCCGAACUAGCAAGUCGCGUCCAAGAUGAGGAUCCGGCCACAGGCGUGUGGAAUGCGUCAGUAAACGAGCAGCAGCUCACCGUGUGGUGCGAUGCGUCUGAUGUCGCAUAUGGCAUUGUUGCCGAAGUUGGUGGUGAAGUCAUGGAGGACAAGUCUUGGCUUCGCGAUGCCGACGAGAAGAAACAUAUCAACAUCGCAGAAUUGGAAGCAGUAAUCCGUGAGUUGUCGACGGCAGUCGAAUGGAACGCCAGCAACAUCCGUCUUGUCACUGAUUCCAAGACCGUGUACGGCUGGGUGAAGUCGUGCCUGAACAAUGAGCGGCGUGUCAAGGUGUCCGGUCUGAACGAAGUGUUGGUUCGCCAACGACUAAACAUCAUCGACGACAUUGUCGCGACCGCGAAGCUGUCCGUCACCAUUGAGUGGGUAUCGUCCCAGCAGAACAAGGCUGACAAGCUGACGCGUGUCCCAGAUUUGUUCAUCCGCUGCUGGAAGAAAUCAGCCAAGCCAGAUGUAGUUGCUGCCGUCUCUGCACCCCCGAAGAUUGUGAGUGCUAUUGUGUUACAGGACAUUCUUGAUGCGCAGAAGUCUGAUCCUGUUGUUGUUAGUGUGAUUGAGUCAGUGCGUCAUGGUCGUGAGAUUUCCGACCCGGUAUUUAAGAAAUUGAAGUCUCAGUUGUCUGUAUCUGAUGAUGGUUACUUGUAUCGUAGUGUGAAGGUACCGCCGAAUGAUGUGCGUGUUGUACCAGUUGUGUCUCAGUCAUUGCAGCAGCGAGUGGUGUGUCGUGCCCAUGCUUGGGUCGAGGUUGUCCCAUUGGUUCGCCAUGAUGGUCCGUCUGUAGCAGCUGCGUUUGUGGAUGGAGAUCGCCGCCAGAAGCGAACAGCCGUAAUUGUUCAAGACACUAAUGGUCGACAUUCGGUGAAGACUGUCAAUAUUGAUCUAAUUAAGCCGUCAAGUGUGAGUGUGCCUGAGUAUGAUGAUGCAUGUGCUUCAAGUACUAGUGAUUCUGAUUCUGAUGUACCAGCCCAACCUCUUCAAGUUGGUGGUCAUCGUCUUCGCAACCGUGCUGGUCUCGUUCCUCCUGUUCGUUACCGUAGUUAA